AUGGAAGUCGAACGUGUGGCUGUUAUUGGUGCAGGCCCUUGUGGCCUGGGAGUCGCAAAGUAUCUUCUUGCGGAAAAAAAGUUCAAGACGAUCAUUAUGUUUGAACAGCGGGACCGACCGGGAGGUGUUUGGAAUUACACCAGCGACCACGGCAUCAACGAUGCAUCGGUGCUUUCUCAUUCUAAGCCAAGCCAGGAGCCUCAACAGUCCGUGGACGGGAUUUUUAUUUCCCCUGUAUAUGACUCUCUCGAAACGAAUAUUCCAAAAUCAAUGAUGCAGUUCAUCGAGACUCCGUUCCCUGCGAGAGCCGCGCUAUUUCCAACCCAUGUCGUCGUCAAAGACUAUCUCCACCAAUAUGCGGAGGAGUUAAAACCACUUAUACGUCUGCAAUCAUUGAUUUUGGAUGUCGUCCUAUCGAAAAAACACCCAAAUCCAGAAUGGACUGUGACGUGGUGCGAUUUGAAGACUGGCGAUACCUUGGUGGAACAGUUCGAUGCAGUUGUAGUCGCAAAUGGACAUCACAAUGACCCAUAUAUUCCUGAAAUCGCCGGCCUAGCUGAGUGGAAUCGAGCCUACCCAGGCUCCAUCAUACAUUCUUCCUCCUAUAGACGUCCCGAACCAUUUUCAAACAAGAAAGUUAUUGUCGUCGGUCACUCCGCCUCGGGAAUAGACAUCGCCAAUCAAAUUGCUCGUGUGUCAAAACACCCGCUGCUGAUUUCCGAACGGACAGCAACAUCGCUCUCCCCAGAACAAGCCGCCGUUGCCGACACCCUUCCGGAAAUCAGCCUCCUCAGUGCCGAAGAUGGUCGCGUACUGUUUGUCAAUGGUCACGAAGAACGAGAGGUCGAUCACAUAAUCUUCUGCACAGGCUAUCACUUCUCUAUUCCAUUCUUAUCGUCUCUCCAGCCACCUCUUGUCACGGAUGGUGUGCGCCCUCACCAUUUGUACCAGCACAUCUUCUACAGCAAAGAGCCCACCCUCGCUUUGAUAGGCUUCCCGCAACGGAUUGUUCCAUUCCCUUUCAGUCAGGCGCAAGGCGCAUGGCUCGCACGCGUUCUGUCGGGACGUGUAGCGCUACCUUCGGAGAUUGAAAUGGAGCGGUGGAUCGGGGAGUGGGCGGUUGAUCACGGCGAUGGACAUAGCUUCAAUAUCCUCGCAUUCCCGCUUGAUGCAAAUUAUAUCAACACCCUGUACGAGUUGAGUUCACGUGCGGAGCGGAAGGAGGGGCUGGAAAAUGGCGGCCAUGGUAGAAGACCGCCUUUCUGGGGCGAGAAAGAAAAGUGGACGCGGGCGAGAUUCCCAUUGAUCAAGAAUGCGGCGCAGGCACUUGGUGAUAGACGAACUGAGGUUACGACAGUAGAACAGCUUGGGUUUGAUUUUGACCGGGAGAUUGCUCCCAACGCCGAGGUUGGGAAUCCGCGUCUGUAG
Messenger RNA from Penicillium digitatum Pd1, 1428 nucleotides. Its product is annotated as putative Dimethylaniline monooxygenase. Lineage: Eukaryota; Fungi; Ascomycota; Eurotiomycetes; Eurotiales; Aspergillaceae. Gene Ontology annotation, molecular function: N,N-dimethylaniline monooxygenase activity; NADP binding; flavin adenine dinucleotide binding. The record is from RefSeq and is a predicted model, not a curated record.